AAUACUGAUGCAGGCUCACUCCUCAAGUAGAUGAUACCAUAUGGACCACCCUACCUUGGACACUCUGCAUCCACCAGAACCCACGUCAGAGAUGAGGGCACGACUGAUCAGUUCACCACCAGAGGAACAGUCCAAGAGAUCGACAGCCCCCCAGAUAGACCCUCAGUCCGGCUGUUCCUCCCAUCAUCUGCUCCGGUCUCCUCUAACACAGAAGUAAUCUGACAUUUCUGGAAUUUACGCAUCAUUAUUUAUAAAUUUAUGAAUUUAUGAAUUAAAUGGAGAAACUCUGGAGGUCCACGACAUCAAACCGUACUCCUGAACUGAACCUGUGAUUGAACCGCGCUCAGAACCGACACCAUGAGGUUCUACCUGAAGUUCUACCUGCACUACCUGCUGCUGCUGGGCUCCAACCCGGGCGUUUCCACCUACGGCCCCCACCUGAGGGCCCAGAAGACCGGGGACAUCCUGCUGGGGGGGCUCUUCCCCAUACACUUCGGCGUGGCCUCCAAAGAUCAGGACCUAGCCGCCAGACCAGAGUCUACAGAGUGCGUGAGGUAUAAUUUCCGGGGGUUCCGGUGGCUCCAGGCGAUGAUCUUUGCGAUCGAGGAGAUUAAUAACAGCUCCUCUCUGCUGCCGAACAUCACGCUGGGGUACCGGAUAUUCGACACCUGUAACACCGUCUCUAAAGCUCUGGAAGCGUCUCUCAGCUUCGUGGCUCAGAAUAAGAUUGACUCUCUGAACCUGGACGAGUUCUGUAACUGCAGCGGCAACAUCCCCUCCACCAUCGCUGUGGUGGGAGCGUCCGGAUCCGCCGUCUCCACCGCCGUCGCCGACCUCGUCGGCCUCUUCUACAUCCCACAGAUCAGCUACGCUUCCUCCAGUCGUCUUCUGAGCAACAAGAACCAGUACAAGUCCUUCAUGAGGACCAUCCCCACCGACGAGUACCAGGCCAUCGCCAUGGCGGCCGUCAUCGACCACUUCCAGUGGAACUGGGUGAUCGCCAUCGCCUCGGACGACGAGUACGGCCGGCCGGGCAUCGAGAAGUUCGAGAACGAGAUGCUGCAGAGGGACAUCUGCAUCGACCUGAACGUCCUGAUCUCCCAGUACCUGGAGGAGGCGGAGAUCGUCCGCCUGGCCGACCGGAUCCAGAACUCCAGCGCCAGGGUGAUCGUGGUGUUCGCCAGCGGGCCGGACGUGGAGCCGCUGGUGAAGGAGAUGGUGCGGCGGAACGUCACCGACCGGGUGUGGUUAGCCAGCGAGGCCUGGGCUAUCUCCAGCCUGGUGGCUAAACCCGAGUACCUGGACGUGAUGGGCGGGACCAUUGGGUUCGCCUUGAGGGCGGGGCAGAUCCCCGGAUUCAAGGAAUUCCUGCAGCAGGUACGACCCAAAAAGUGCACCAACGAGUUCGUGCGAGAGUUCUGGGAGGAGACCUUCAACUGCUACCUGGAGGACAGUCCCCGCAAGGAGGACAACGAGAACGGCAGCACCAGCUUCAGGCCUCUGUGCACCGGCGAGGAGGACAUCACCAGCGUGGAGACUCCUUACCUGGAUUACACUCACCUGAGGAUCACCUAUAACGUUUACCUGGCCGUUUACGCCAUAGCCGAGGCUCUGCAGGACAUCCUCACCUGCACACCUGGACGAGGACUCUUCGCCAACGGCUCCUGCGCAGAUAUCAGGAAGGUGGAGGCAUGGCAGGUUCUGAAACAGCUGAGGCAUCGAAAGAUCCAGAACAGUUUGGGGGAGAGGGUUCGUUUCGAUGAGGCCAGUGAACUCUACGCCAAUUACACCAUCUUAAACUGGCACCGCUCGCCCGAGGACGGGUCCGUAGUGUUUAAGGAGGUUGGUUACUACAGCGUCCACAGCAAAAAGGGGGCAAAACUCUCCAUCGACAAAACCAAGAUACUGUGGAACGGAUACCUGACUGAGGUGCCAUUCUCUAACUGUAGUGAAGACUGUGAGCCUGGAACCAGGAAGGGCAUUAUUGAUGGGAUGCCCACCUGCUGCUUCGAGUGUACCGAGUGCUCAGAUGGAGAAUUCAGCGACCAUAAAGAUGCCAGUGUUUGCACAAAGUGUCCCAACAAUUCCUGGUCUAACGGAAACCACACAUCCUGUUUCCUGAAAGAGAUCGAGUUUCUGUCAUGGUCAGAGCCGUUUGGGAUUGCUCUGGCUUUGUUUGCUGUGCUCGGCGCUCUCCUGACGUCCUUUGUGAUGGGUGUUUUUGUGCGCUUUCGGAACACGCCCAUAGUGAAGGCCUCAAACAGAGAGCUGUCCUACCUGCUGCUCUUCUCCCUGAUCUGCUGCUUCUCCAGCUCGCUCAUCUUCAUCGGCGAGCCCCAGGACUGGACCUGUCGCCUGAGGCAGCCGGCGUUCGGCAUCAGCUUCGUCCUGUGCAUCUCCUGCAUCUUGGUGAAGACCAAUCGGGUCCUGCUGGUGUUCGAAGCCAAGAUACCCACCAGUCUGCACCGCAAGUGGUGGGGGCUGAACCUGCAGUUCCUGCUGGUGUUCCUGUUUACAUUCGUUCAGGCGAUGAUCUGCGUGGUCUGGCUUUACAACGCCCCUCCAGGAAGCUACCGCAACUACGACAUCGACGAGAUCAUCUUCAUUACCUGUAACGAGGGCUCCAUGAUGGCUCUGGGCUUCCUGAUUGGCUACACCUGCCUGUUGGCGGCCGUCUGCUUCUUCUUCGCCUUCAAGUCCCGUAAACUCCCGGAGAACUUCACGGAGGCCAAGUUCAUCACCUUCAGCAUGCUGAUCUUCUUCAUCGUCUGGAUCUCCUUCGUCCCCGCCUACUUCAGCACCUACGGCAAGUUCGUGUCGGCGGUGGAGGUCAUCGCCAUCCUGGCGUCCAGCUUCGGCCUGCUGGCCUGCAUCUUCUUCAACAAGGUCUACAUCAUCCUCUUCAAGCCGUCCAGGAACACUAUAGAGGAGGUUCGCUCCAGCACGGCGGCGCACUCCUUCAAAGCCGCCGCCAAAGCCACUCUGAGGCAAAGCUCCGCCUCCAGGAAGAGGUCCAGCAGUGUGGGCGGUUCCUCGGGUUCCUCACCUUCUUUGUCCAGCCUAAAGACCAAUGGUAAUGAGGCAGCCACGCCCUCUGAACAGAGGCGUGGCCAAAGACCUAGAGUGAGCUUCGAGAGCGGUACGGUCACGCUAUCGUUCAGCUUCGACGAGGCGAGGAAGAACUCAAUGAAACUCUGAUCCUGAGAACCUUCAUAGUGAUACUUUGAGACCAGUUAAAGUUACAGGUCUUUAGAACAUUGCAUAUUUUGGGACACUUGUUCGUUCUACAUUUCUUCUGAAUUCAUGGUUAUUAAAAAGAAGGUAUAAAUAGUUUAUCAUGCUCUUGUCCAGAGGAUUUGAAUGCAUUCAGGUACAGAAUGCAUGCAUAAACCCUUGCAUUGAUGCACAGGAUAAAUGUUAACCUCCUAAGACUUGAACUCUUGCAUGGCAUGCAUUUUUAUUUCUCUUUGCUAUUUGGGCUAAUUGGCGCAUGAUUAGUCUUAAAACAAAGAUUUAUCUUUUUUCCUGAUGUAGUUUCUGACCAAAAUGAUGUCCACAUAUGAGGACUUUAGUUUUAUAUUUCGAUAGAAAAUAUAAAAGAAGUCGCAAUUAGUAAUGAUGUCCAAAACAUUUAUUUUGCUCCUAAAAACAGCAUUUACAAAACAGAAGUGAAAGACGUGUCGGUUACGACUCAUCCCCAACUCACGCCCAGCUCCCAAACUCAUCCCAACAAUUCACCAACUUAUCCCCAAAAACUUCCCAACUCAUCCCUGAUUCUCCAACUCAUCUCAGACUCUAUAACCCAUCCCCAACAACUCCCCAACACCAUCCCCAACUACUUCCCCACUCAUCCCCAACUCUUCCCAGAUUUUCAGACUAAUCCCCAACUCAUUCCUGAUUCUCAAACUCAUCCCUGAUUUUCAAACUCAUCCCCAACUCAUCCCUGAUUCUCAAACUCACCCCCAACUACUCUCCAACUCAUCUCCAACUCAUCCCUAUCUCCCAACUUACCCCCGACAACUCACUAACUUAUCCCCGACUCAUCCCCCAAAACUCUCCAACUCAUCCCCAACACAUCCCUGACUCCCCCACUCGCCCCCAACAACUCCCCCACUCAUCCCUGAUUCUUCAACUCAUCCCCACCUUUUCCUAAAAACUUCCCACCUCAUCUCCAGCUUCUUCCAAACUCAUCCCCAACAAUUUCCCAACUCCUCUGUGCUAAUACUGAUGUAUUUCAGAAGUUCUCUGCAGUUUUUUCAGUAGUUUAAAUUAAGUGAUGUUAGAAUAAAAUGGUCAGUGUGAUGAAAUUGGCUUUUAGUCAGUCAGCUAAUCGUUAACAUGAGUAGAUCUGCUGGACUCGGUAGUAUCAGUACUAGGUCUUGUUCAGUGAACUCCUCACAUUUAUAACUUGUUCAUUUACUGGUCUGGAAUAAGUUUAACUAGUGUUUGAAAUAUUGUGUUAUCUUCUUUUAAUGUUCACCAGUAGAUGCUGAUUAAGAACUGCAGCGUAGUAGCUCUGGUUUGUCUCAGUGGAAAACAGAGCUGAGCUCCGGUUCUGUAAUUUGAUUUAAUUUGAUGGAAAUGUAAACGGUUUGGUACCAUAAUAUUCAUCCACACCUGUACUCUUGGUUUAUUACACUUACUGGACAAAUUGUGGAAACAUCUGCUGUGCUUUCGGUCCUUUGAAAACUCAAUGAAGGCAGUCUGGGAGACUGGGAUUACCAAAUUAAUAGGCUGGAUAUAUAUAUAUAUAUAUAU
Messenger RNA from Astyanax mexicanus (Mexican tetra), 4758 nucleotides. It is a transcript of the gene casr, whose product is annotated as calcium-sensing receptor. The coding region runs from base 358 to 3198 and encodes 946 amino acids. Gene Ontology annotation, biological process: intracellular calcium ion homeostasis; regulation of calcium ion transport; detection of calcium ion. Gene Ontology annotation, cellular component: membrane. NCBI's taxonomy places the organism in Eukaryota, Metazoa, Chordata, Actinopteri, Characiformes, Acestrorhamphidae. The record is from RefSeq and is a predicted model, not a curated record. Gene Ontology annotation, molecular function: G protein-coupled receptor activity; calcium ion binding. The transcript is spliced from 6 exons.